Messenger RNA from Salvia splendens (bonfire salvia), 1702 nucleotides. Its product is annotated as serine/threonine-protein phosphatase 7 long form homolog. The transcript is spliced from 2 exons. NCBI's taxonomy places the organism in Eukaryota, Viridiplantae, Streptophyta, Magnoliopsida, Lamiales, Lamiaceae. The record is from RefSeq and is a predicted model, not a curated record. Gene Ontology annotation, biological process: meristem development; meristem maintenance. Bases 320 to 1285 code for a protein of 321 amino acids.
UAGUUAAUUGUAAUGGAUUUUAGUGGCUAAAUUCAUUCUAUUGUAUAGUUAUUCAUAUAUUAGAGAUGUUUGGUGUUGUGAUUUUGGUUGUUAUUGAAGAAUAAAGUAUAGGUUGAAUUGCAUAUUUUAAUUUAACCUUCUAAUUUAGUAGCUAUAUGUAAAUUAGGCCUUAUAAAGCAUGAAUGGUGUUGAAUUGGAGUGAAUCAAUCAUUUGGUUUAUGAUGUGUUGUUAUUUUGAAGAUGAAUUUGAAUGGAUAUGUAAUUUGUGUUGUAAAUGUUAGUUUGUAAUUGUUGUUUCGUGAAUAUGUACUUAGAUUAGAUGGAGACUUCAAGUUCUAGUGGGCAAUUAUUAUAUGGACCCGAAGACCCGUCCUUGCUAAAUUUGCAGAAACAUCACAUUUCACAUAAACUCAUGAAAGAGGGCACAACCCAAGUAUUUAAAGUCCGAAGGACAGAAAGCAAGACUUGGGACGUCGAAAUUCACGAGAAUGUUAGAUAUUGGCUUGACGUCUUUGGUUUCAAAGGCGUGAUCGAUUGUGGGAAGCCCAUGAAGGUGGACAACGAGCUGAUCACGGCGUCGAUUGAGCGUUGGAGACCGGAGACGCACACUUUCCAUCUACCGAUCGGUGAGGCGACGAUCACCUUGGAAGAUGUGCAAGCCAUUUGGGGCUUGAGGGCGGAUGGUCGCGUUUUCACAGGGCGUGACUAUCAUGACAACUUUUCUGACUGGACCAGCAAGUGCCGCGAUCUGUUGGGAUGGAUACCAGAUACUUCCACAGAGACAAAGCAAGGCGGUUUGCUGAUGACCGCACUGAUCAACCAGACAAGAAUGCCUCUGGGUGAUGACCUACCUAUGUACGUAUACAUCCAAAGGGCACGUAUCCAUGCCCUAAUUUUAUUAGGAGGUCUCAUUCUACCGGACACCACGGGGUGUAAGGUGCCAUUUAUGUGGUUGAAUGGGCUUGGGGAUCCAGAAGAGGUGAAGAAUAUUAGUUGGGGAAGUGCGGCAUUGGCCUACCUUUAUCAUUAUCUGUGCAAGGCUUCCAUGGAUAAGAGAAAAGAGUUGGGUGGGCCUAUGAUGCUUCUGCAGCUAUGGGCGUGGGAAAGCAUGCCCACAUUGAGGUCUGCGUUCAUUGGACCAGUUGUGCACGAGCCAUAUACACCAUGUGGCGCCAGGUGGAAAGGAACAACGCAGAUAGGAAAUGCUCCUAGACACUCGGUUGAGCAUUAUCGUGACCAAAUAUCUCUGAUUAGACCUGGCCAGGUGAGUAUUAUUUCGGUUUAGACUUCAUUUAAGAACUUAUUACGGAAUUAUUCAGUGGCAUUUGCAUUGCUGUUUUGUAGUUUAUCUGAACGCCAUACGCACAUUGCAUACUGCCUGACUACUGCAAUGAUGUGACUGGAUGUUCUCUGUGCGAGACCUACUUGGUAUGUUGGGCCUAUGUCGAGGCCCAUGAGCCUGGACGAGUGCGACGACAGUUCAAUCGGUAUCAGGAUAUACCGCAGAAUGUAGACAGGAUGCUAAGGAACGCCGAUCAUUUAGGCAAGAAUGAUCGGCGUGGUAAGAAGGGCAACAACUGGGCAAACACGCAUCAGUUCUACAUUGGGGAGUGGGACAUGAGGUACGAAAGGUUCCAAGCUGCCGAAUACGCCGCACCGAUGUCCUUGGAUAUUCCCAUGAGCCCGGGUUAUAUGGCGUGGU